Alnus glutinosa is the source of this 1314-nucleotide messenger RNA. RefSeq lists its product as uncharacterized. The transcript has 4 exons. Lineage: Eukaryota; Viridiplantae; Streptophyta; Magnoliopsida; Fagales; Betulaceae. Gene Ontology annotation, molecular function: protein dimerization activity. The record is from RefSeq and is a predicted model, not a curated record. Bases 1 to 1314 code for a protein of 437 amino acids.
AUGAUUCGAAAAGAAAUUGGGGAUGCCAAAUUUUGCAUUCUCGUUGAUGAAGCUCGGGAUGAGUCAAAAAGGGAGCAAAUGGCUAUUAUUCUGAGGUUUGUUGAUAAAUAUGCAACUUUGAAAAAGAAUAUAUGUGCUGUUCUUUCUCAUUACAACCUUCAAAUUGAGAAUAUUCGAGGUCAAGGAUAUGAUGGAGCUUUAGUUGCAGCAUCUAGAGAAGCCAAGCAUAUUCAUCAGUUCUUUAUUCAGUUGGCUUCUAUUAUCAAUAUUGUUGGUGGUUCUUCAAAACGCCAUGAUGAAUUACAAGCUGCUCAAGUUGCUGAAAUUGAAAGUUUGAUUGUUUCUAAUAAAAUUGAGACUGGAAAGGAGGCAAACCAAAUUGGUACUUUGCAACGACCUGGAGAUACUCGAUGGUCAUCUCAUUAUCGAUCUAUUUGUAGCUUGGUAAAAAUGUUUGGUUCAGCUUGUUCAGUUCUCAACAAUAUCUCCAAGGAGAGAGCUAAUUAUUCUCAACGUAGUGAUGCUAAAACGGCUUACAUGGUAUUAACAUCGUUUGAAUUUAUUUUGAUAUUGCAUUUGAUGAAAGAUCUUAUGGGACUCACUAAUAUGUUGUGUCAAACUUCGCAACAAAAAUCUCUAGACAUUUUAAAUGCCAUGACUCAAGUUUCAACUACACAAUCACUCAUUCAAGAGAGGAGAGAAGAUGGGUGGGAGCCUUUGCUUGCUACUGUUAAAUCAUUUUGUGAAGAAAAUGAUAUUGAUAUUCUUGAUAGGAAUGCUCAUUACAACUUUCAAUUACAAGAAUUGAAAAGUAGAUUUGGUGAGCAAGUUGUAGAACUCCUCACUCUUAGCGUUGCUUUAAGCCCUAAAGAUGCAUACAAAUCAUUUGAGAUUGAUGAUAUAUGCAAAUUAGCUGAGAAGUUUUAUCCUAAAGAUUUCAACGUGCAAGAAAGAUUCUAUUUGAAGUUUCAAUUGGAGCAUUAUAAGCUUGAUGUGCCAAAGCAUUCAGAUUUUCAAAAUAUGCCUACAUUAUCUGAGUUAUGCAUAAGAUUGGCAAAUUCGGGAAAGUCAAAGAUCUAUCCUUUGAUUGACAGGUUGAUUUGUCUAGUGUUGACUCUCCUUGUUUCUACUGCGACUACAAAACGAGCUUUUUCUGCGAUGAAACUUAUAAAAACUAGAUUGCGUAGUAGAAUGAAAGAUGAAUUUCUUGCAGAUCAUAUGGUAGUUUAUAUUGAGAAAGAAAUUGCUAAGAAUUUCAUUUCAGAGAUGGUAAUGGAUGAAUUUUAUUCUAUCAGCGAUCGUCGUCGAGCAUAA